Phytomonas sp. EM1 is the source of this 847-nucleotide messenger RNA. The record is from the annotation of a GenBank genome assembly. NCBI's taxonomy places the organism in Eukaryota, Euglenozoa, Kinetoplastea, Trypanosomatida, Trypanosomatidae.
GUUGCCAACUCAACGAUAUCAACUUUAGACCUUCUUUCAAUGGAAAUGCUUUUAAAUUUAUCCUUUGCAUCUGUGCCGCUCAGAUUGGCCAGACAAAUAGCAGCGUUUGCAUCCCAAAGCUCAAAGGCGAUUUGGGAUCCCACAAACGCUGAUGCGGUGGCAGCGGUUGGGGAGCUAUCCGCACUCAACGCCCUAGAAAAAAUGAAGGCUAGGAUGAUGGCCGACCUUACAGGCCGAGCUAUUCUCCUGAACCAGCCGCUCGUAACUGAUGAGUUACUUGCGGUUGCCGAGAGGCAACCAGGGGGUACAUUUGGACACCGCUACGCCUCCUAUAUGAAUCAUAACAAGUUCAACCCCGAUGCCCGCACUCCAGUCACGUACAUCGCGGAUCCUACUCUUCGGUACAUCAUGACGCGCUACCGUCAGUGCCAUGAUUUUAUGCAUACACUAACGGGUUGCGGGCGAACAGUGGAAGAGGAGUUAGCAGUAAAGAUUCUUGAAUGGCGACAUACUGGACUUCCCUUGGGUUUGCUUUCACUUAUUGGAGGAGGAGUGUAUCUUACCAGCGCGCAGCGCCAAAAUCUGAAGUUUUACUGGGAAUGGGGAAGAGAAAAUGCACCGCGAUGUAUCCAUGGAGAAAAGCAGAUACCUUUUUAUUUAAACAUUGACUGGGAGGAAAUGAUAAGUAAACCCUUCGAUGAGGUCGUGUUUAUCACAGGUAUAACACCGCUGGCUGAAUAUUUGCAGAAACGCCGUGAUUACAACGAACGGGCGGGAAUGCUUAACAAGAUCGAUGGUCUAGUGUAGUAGCCAAAACGAAUAUAUUUUGGGAGUUUCAUGUAACAAA